Verticillium dahliae VdLs.17 is the source of this 1566-nucleotide messenger RNA. RefSeq lists its product as uncharacterized. The record is from RefSeq and is a predicted model, not a curated record. The transcript has a single exon. Lineage: Eukaryota; Fungi; Ascomycota; Sordariomycetes; Glomerellales; Plectosphaerellaceae. The coding region runs from base 1 to 1566 and encodes 521 amino acids.
AUGACAUACUCCUCGCAUUACCAAAUGCCCGGCGCAUUCUUCGACAGCCACACAACUGGCGUCCACCCCAAUGUCUUCCGACCGCCUACCACGCCGUCAGCCUCGUCGUCCAUUCACCUCGGCAAGUCCACCGCCAGCGUUGGCCCUGAGAAUGCCAGCCUGGCCGCCCACGUCAAGAGAAAGCGCGCUCGUGCCGAUACCUCGCGCGAGCAGACUCCCCUUCAAGAAUGGUCUGAUGCCAACAUCAACGCCGAUGGCCUCACCGACAGGAACUGCACACCGGCGGUGAAGGUCGGACAGCCCACGGAGCGCUAUACCCUAGCCGGCCAGCUCGAGACGCCCGGCGGUUUCCAUGCUGCAGGUGGAAAUGGUCGACUCGAUGAAAGCCUAUACUCCGACAGCGAUUACCGAAAGGCUCUCGGCUCGAAACGACACCCCGUCGAGCUCGAUUCGCCAAUGAAUGGCCAUCCCACCUUGCUUGUCAAGCCCAGCCAGCAGCCAGCAGGCGAAGGCUGGAGCCGCUUUGCGUUCAACGCCAUCGGCGGCGUCAUGGGCAAGGUAUGGGAGUUCUGCCGAGGUAGCGCAUUCACAGGCUUCUACGCUGGCGGCGGCACGCCCUACGCCAUGGACGGGCAGCGACCUGUACCUGCGUCACCGACAAAGGCUCUGACACACGUAGAGAAGCCCAGGGACUACUUCUCACCCGAGAAUUCCUCGGCCUUUGACGGGAAUGACGCAAACGUCCCUGGCGGCUUUCCCCAAUCCGACUAUAUGCCCUACAACCCUGAAGUUCUCGAAGCUUUGACGCCCGAUUCGACACCAUCCCGACCCGCUGUCAAACGCAGACAGGUGAGCGAGAACGACGAGCUGCGUCGUAACUGGAUCAUGGUCGAUGAAGGCUCGCCCCUUGAGCAGCCGCGUACCGCUUCGAGAGCUUCGCUGCGCCCGCCGUCACGAAACUCGCGGCCCUCCAUGACGACCGGCCGCCGAAUUAGCGUGCCCGUCUCGCGUCUCAACACAACCCCGUCCAAGGCCCGUCGCAACUCGCUCCGCAGCCCGCAUGCCGUGUCACCGGCCCAUACUGCUCGAGAAGCACCCGCCAGCACUGCCAGCUGUGCCAGCGUCCGCUCUCCUCGGGCCUGUUCGCCUGGCCCGCUGUCGCCGCUUUCGCCAAGCCGGAUCCCUAUUCCCUCCCAGCAAGCUGGUCGCGGCUCGAACCCCUACUCCCGACCCUCGAGCUCGGCAGGCCAUUACCGAAGCAACAGCUGCGUCACGUCGCCCAUCCGACCGGCCCUGAGCCACCGCCGGACACAUAGUGGUGCCUCAGCUGCGUCGGCUCGUGUGCAGACGUCGCGUGAUAACGAUGACAACGUGGACGCGAGUCCCAGGCUAAGCAUGGAAGCCAAGAAGCUUGCCGCCAAGAGGCGGAAGGAGGAGCAGGACGCCGACCUGCGCAUCAACGAUUUCAACUACAGGCUCAAAGAGAUGAUCCGCCAAGGUCGGGAAGCCCUUGGAACCACAUUUGAGGUAGACGAUGAUGCAGGUGGCUGGGAGUCGGAACACUGA